Molecule: messenger RNA, 3894 nt
Organism: Ictidomys tridecemlineatus (thirteen-lined ground squirrel)
Lineage: Eukaryota; Metazoa; Chordata; Mammalia; Rodentia; Sciuridae
Gene: Ehd3
Product: EH domain containing 3
Biological process (GO): endosomal transport; endocytosis
Cellular component (GO): cytoplasm; plasma membrane
Molecular function (GO): calcium ion binding; protein binding; GTP binding
Source: RefSeq, a predicted model, not a curated record
GGGAGCCGGCCAGCAUCCUUUCCCAGGCAGUGGCCUCCCGGCCGCAGAGCGCCUGCCCACAGACAUGGCGGCGCCCUGCUCGGCUUCGCGUCACGGGGACCGUGGGUCCGGGCAGGCCGUGCCAGUACUCAGGGACUUCCUCCACGCAUCGGCUUCCUGCACCGCUGGCAUUUAAACGCGCGCCUGGGGCUGAGGGAUGCUGCUACGGAUGCGGAGCUGUCCUCCGGCUGUGGCGCGCUGACACCUGCCCCGAGCGGUCUCGGCCAGGCAGGAGCACAACCCAAGCAUCCCCUAGCCGAGGGCCGGGCAGAGCAGGCGAGGGCUGGGGGAGAUAGGAGACCCCCGCACAGUCCCAGCAUCUGGCAGUUCGUCACAAGUCGGGCUCGAGGUUGCAACCUUCCUCCCGCAGCCCAGAUCAUUUUCCGGGGCUGCCGGAUGAAGCGGGGGCUGGGCUGGGUCCCAGUCGCCGGGGCAGAAGAAGCGCCCGGGCCAUGGUGCGGCUGAGCCCCGCGCUCGGGUGAGGCGGCGGCGCGGCUCGAGCCCGGAGGGGCGCCUUCCCCAGGAGCCUUCCCCGCGGAGCCUUCCAGGGGGCCGCGAUGUUCAGCUGGCUGGGUACCGACGACCGCCGGAGGAAGGACCCCGAGGUCUUCCAGACGGUCAGCGAGGGGCUCAAGAAACUCUACAAGAGCAAGCUGCUGCCGCUGGAAGAGUAUUACCGCUUCCACGAGUUCCACUCGCCUGCCCUGGAGGAUGCCGAUUUUGACAACAAGCCUAUGGUCCUGCUGGUGGGCCAGUACUCCACCGGGAAGACCACCUUCAUCAGGUACCUGCUGGAACAGGAUUUUCCAGGCAUGAGGAUUGGACCUGAGCCAACCACUGACUCCUUCAUUGCGGUGAUGCAAGGAGACACGGAGGGGAUCAUCCCUGGGAAUGCCCUGGUAGUGGAUCCUAAGAAACCCUUCAGGAAACUCAACGUUUUUGGCAACGCCUUCUUGAACAGGUUCGUGUGUGCCCAGCUGCCCAAUGCCGUGCUGGAGAGCAUCAGCGUCAUCGACACGCCCGGGAUCCUCUCUGGGGAGAAGCAGAGGAUCAGCAGAGGGUAUGACUUUGCCGCGGUCCUGGAGUGGUUUGCCGAGCGGGUGGACCGCAUCAUCCUACUCUUUGAUGCCCACAAACUGGACAUCUCGGAUGAGUUCUCGGAAGUCAUCAAGGCCCUCAAGAACCACGAGGACAAGAUGCGGGUGGUGCUCAACAAGGCCGACCAGAUCGAGACGCAGCAGCUGAUGCGGGUGUACGGGGCCCUCAUGUGGUCCCUGGGGAAGAUCGUGAACACCCCAGAGGUGAUCCGGGUCUACAUCGGCUCCUUCUGGUCCCACCCCCUCCUCAUCCCUGACAAUCGGAAGCUCUUUGAGGCCGAGGAGCAGGACCUGUUCAGGGACAUCCAGAGUUUGCCUCGAAAUGCCGCCCUGCGCAAACUCAAUGACCUCAUCAAGAGAGCCAGGCUGGCCAAGGUUCACGCCUACAUCAUCAGCUUUCUGAAGAAGGAGAUGCCCUCAGUGUUUGGGAAGGACAACAAGAAGAAGGAGCUGGUGAACAACCUGGCUGAGAUUUAUGGCCGCAUCGAGCGGGAGCACCAGAUCUCACCUGGGGAUUUCCCUAACCUGAAAAGGAUGCAGGACCAGCUGCAGGCCCAGGACUUUAGCAAAUUCCAGCCACUGAAGAGCAAGCUGCUGGAGGUGGUGGAUGAUAUGCUGGCGCACGACAUUGCCAAGCUGAUGGUGCUGGUGCGCCAGGAGGAGACCCAGCAUCCUGUCCAGAUGGUGAAGGGCGGAGCAUUCGAGGGCACCCUGCAUGGCCCCUUCGGGCAUGGCUAUGGGGAGGGGGCCGAGGAGGGGAUUGAUGAUGUUGAGUGGGUGGUCGCCCGGGACAAGCCCAUGUACGACGAGAUCUUCUACACCCUGUCCCCCGUGGACGGCAAGAUCACAGGCGCUAAUGCCAAGAAGGAGAUGGUGCGCUCCAAGCUGCCCAACAGCGUGCUGGGCAAGAUCUGGAAGCUCGCCGACAUUGACAAGGAUGGCAUGUUGGAUGACGAGGAGUUCGCACUGGCCAAUCACCUCAUCAAGGUCAAGCUGGAGGGGCACGAGCUGCCCAAUGAGCUGCCCGCCCACCUGGUGCCCCCAUCCAAGAGGAAAGUUGCCGAGUGAUGGGGGAAAGGGGCUUCACACGGGCAGUGUUAGAGAAGGGAUGGGAGCAGAAACCACACGCAUACACACACACACACACACACACACACACACACACACACAUCUUGACAACUGCACUGUAGAUGGGAAGGGACCAAGAUCCCUACGUUUCAGGCUGAGCCUCGUUUGGGCACAUCUCCAAGUUCUCAGGAUUGGUAGAAAGACAGACAGCAGCACCUCCAGGUCCCAGAGUGCAAACCUGUGUCUCGGCAUCUCUUUCCCAUCCUUUUUCCCUUCCCCAGAGACCUGAAGCAAUUCACUGGCCCACAGAUGGCCCACCCUCCCUGAUUCCCCAGUGCCUCUGUGCCCGAGCUCUGAGCAGAUGGAAAAGGCUUUACAUUUAAUAGGCAAUUUGCUUUAUUUUCUAUGCUUUUAUUUUUCCCUCUUUGGCUUCCUAAUAAGAAAGCUACCCAGGGGCUAGGGAGGGGACAGCUGUGGGAGGAGAGGUAAGUGGAGAAGCAUCCUCCAAGGCACCGUAUUCCAGACUAUUUGAGAUGUUGGCCUGUUCACUCUUCUCUCCAAACCUGAGGUUUGUCCUCCUCAGCAAGCCUGGCUUUGAACUCUGCCUGCAGUUCAUCUCAAAGAAUCCCAGAGUAAGAGAGAAGAAAAAAAAAACUUGGUAGAAAAAAUCAAGGAAACAAUCUUAUAGUCGUCUACUCAAAAUUAGUCAGAGUGAUGCUAGUCCAUGAUUCUGCCCGAUUCGUGUUCUUUCUACCUGGCCUAGGAUAUUUGGGUGUUCUGACUUGCCUCAGUUAAUCCAGCCCCUCCCGUGUGUGCCAGGAGCUGUGUUAGGCACUUUAUAUAUUCUCUGUGGGCCUCAUUAAUGUCUCAGGUAGGUGUGCAUUUUGAAAAGAUAAAAACCUGAGACUCAGAAGAGAUGAGGUGACCUUCCCAAACUUGCAGAGGUUGCACAUGAUGGAGUGAGGAUUCAAAGCCAGGGUCUUUGAAGACCCACAGACUUGUCCCUGUGCUAUGACGUAUGUAAAUCCCAGCACUGCUGCCCAGUGACAAACCACAGAGAGCCACCCAGGCAUGCAGGCCCCCUUGCAGCAUCCCAGAGCAGGCUGGCAAGGCAGGAGGGCUAGCCAGCUUUUUGUGAGCCAUCAGUCUGGCCAUCUGUCCCCUCAUAGAAGCAAACUGUGCCUUCUGGCUGUGUGCCCCAAGUUCCCAACAUCAGAGAAGCCCAACGCCGCCAGCAGGGGAGUGGGAUGGCCUGCUGAGUGCUGGCAGUGCUGAUCCUUGCUUACCUCCCCCCACACACACACACCCUGAGUCAUCCCAGCUUAAAUGCAGCCACUAGCUCUUAUCAGGCAGUUCCUCGGGCUGACUCUCAGAAGGCUGAUUCAAGAGGAUUGGGGUCUUGUGCCCUGUAAGGUCCCCAGAAACUCUACAGUGUCCUUGGCAAGUCCCCUCCAUACUCAGUGCCCUAUACCCUCCUUUGUGGUCUCUCCCCCGGCUUGCUCCAUGGCCACUGAUCCAGUCACUUUGUUGCCUAUGCUCCUACUGUGAUGGAAAAUGAAACAAGUAUAACUUAUUUUAUAUCUAUGUUCAGACUAUAUGAGAGAAUGUUCUAUGUAUCUAUGAUGUGCUUACUACUGCAGUGCGUUUGUCAUUAGGAUUCAUGUUAAUACAGCACAUUUAUCCUUUGGUA